Ceratosolen solmsi marchali is the source of this 654-nucleotide messenger RNA. RefSeq names its product NHP2-like protein 1 hoip (gene hoip). The record is from RefSeq and is a predicted model, not a curated record. Gene Ontology annotation, molecular function: RNA binding. Lineage: Eukaryota; Metazoa; Arthropoda; Insecta; Hymenoptera; Agaonidae. Gene Ontology annotation, biological process: ribosome biogenesis. Gene Ontology annotation, cellular component: ribonucleoprotein complex; nucleolus. The transcript is spliced from 2 exons. Bases 211 to 594 code for a protein of 127 amino acids.
AUCUUAACUGCGCAUGCCUCAAGAAAAUAAUCACCUACGCUCAUAUUACAAAGAAUAAAAUUGUAUUUGGUUAAAUAAAAGUAGGUAACUAAUUGUCCUCGGUGAAGCGAUAUUCUUAAAAUCGCCGAGAGGUUCCAAAGUUUUACUAUUUGAUAUUUAUUAUUAAUUAAACAUAUUUCAUACAUAGUGCUCUUCUUGUAAUUAUAAAUCAUGUCAGAUGAAGUAAAUCCAAAAGCUUAUCCUUUAGCAGAUGCCACACUUACAGCAAAAAUACUUAAUUUAGUUCAACAAGCAUUAUAUUAUAAACAGCUUAGAAAAGGAGCAAACGAAGCAACUAAAACUCUUAAUCGUGGUUUAUCAGAAUUCAUUGUAAUGGCUGCAGAUGCUCAACCACUAGAAAUUUUACUUCAUUUGCCAUUAUUAUGUGAAGAUAAAAAUGUUCCAUAUGUAUUUGUAAGAAGUAAACAAUCUCUUGGAAGAGCUUGUGGUGUAUCCAGACCAGUUGUAGCAUGCUCUAUUACUGUUAAUGAAGGUUCACAAUUAAAACCACAAAUACAAGCUAUUCAACAAGAAAUUGAACGUCUCUUAGUUUAAAGCUAUAAAUGAUAUAAAUUUUUUAAAUAUUUUUUUUUAAUAUAAAAAACAACAAUGAAG